Molecule: messenger RNA, 4349 nt
Organism: Sebastes umbrosus (honeycomb rockfish)
Lineage: Eukaryota; Metazoa; Chordata; Actinopteri; Perciformes; Sebastidae
Gene: pik3r5
Product: phosphoinositide-3-kinase, regulatory subunit 5
Exons: 20
Coding region: 262-3138 (958 amino acids)
Biological process (GO): positive regulation of MAP kinase activity; G protein-coupled receptor signaling pathway
Cellular component (GO): phosphatidylinositol 3-kinase complex, class IB
Molecular function (GO): 1-phosphatidylinositol-3-kinase regulator activity
Source: RefSeq, a predicted model, not a curated record
AACGGAGAAUUCCGGAAACAGCCGAACACACUUCGGACGUGUCUGGACUCGCAGCGCGCAUGAGCACGAGACAUUAGUGGUGGAAAUGUUUUAAAUAGUAAUAUUUUGGCAAAAAUGCACGUGUUUGGGAAGAACUGAGCAUGCAACUGGAUAAACAAGACUUGCAUUAUACUGCACGAGUUGUGUGAGAGUUUGUGAGCAGAUUUUUUGAUAUAGGUUUGCUGUUCCGGCCUUCAUUUACUUCAUUUACUUCAUUUCAUCAUGGAUUUUACUGCGUUUCGUCCGUUUCUGGCAUGUGACGUUAUCUUCAAGAAUUCAAGUCGACCUGAGGGCCAGGCCACGUUGUCCUGCAGUGAGGCAGAUAUAAUGGUUUUGCCAGCAGCACCCACGGGAUGGCAAUCACAUGCUGUGAGGAAACAAAGGAAGAAAGAGAGGCACAAACCUGAGCAGGUGAAGAUGCAGCACACGUCGUGCACAGAGGACAGGAUCCAGCAUGCUCUGGACAGGUGUCUGGACGGGCUGAGGCAGAGUCCCACGGCAGCACACCACUGGAAUGUGCUGAUGUGCUCGGCGGGUCAAUCAAUGAACCGCUGGAGCCUGGAGGAGCUGGUGAAGAGGGACCCAGAGAACUCCCUCAUCCUCUUACAACAAAUCAUCAGAAAGACCAAAGAGGUUCAAGAGCAAUGUCAGUACGAGCUGGUGGCUCCCCUCGCUAUCAUGUUCUCCUCCACGUUGCUUCAGACACCGUACUGUCCUCCAGGCACAGAGCUGCUGGAGGAAGCUGUUGAGGUGUUUCGCUGCUUCCUCACGUGGCCUGAGCCUUACUGCAGUGUGUGUAGAAACCUCCUCUCCACACUACAGCUGGAGAUCAAGGCCCCAGGGAUUUCCUUUCAGAGACUCGUGAGAGAAGAACAGUCCCUCAACACCCCCAGCCAGUGCUCCAAGAUCAUGACCGUGCUGCUGAUGAACCCAUCCGAGGUGCCCGCUGACUUUCUCUCAGUGGCUGAGCAGCUCAGUGGCAUUCAGCACUCGCAGAAAGAGACCUACAUCACCCUGAUCAAACACGCCUUCCAGUCCACACUAGGCACCAAGUACCCUCUACACAGCAUCCAUGAAGCCCUGCAGGAAAAACCUGUGAAUGAAUUGGGUGAGAUCUUCUCCGCGGUAAGUGAUGUCUUAGAGACGGCCGCUGCCAUGAGAGAACCUCUGAAGGGCCGCAGUCAUGUGAUCCAGGGACUCGAGCAACUGAGGGAGAGCAUGAGGAUCCCAGCAUCCAAUGGAAGGAAGUCUGAUGGAAUGCUACAAACUCUACCCUUGCCUACAGCCAAGUGUUACAUGUUUCACUGGGAAAAAGAUAACUUUGAUGUCCUGAACAUCCUUUUGGAACAUGAGCCUGAUGACGAGGUCACUAAUGGGCAGGCUGAGGAGGAAGAGGAGGUAGACAUAGAUGAUGAUGAUGAGGAUGAGGAUGUGACAGAAAAUUAUGUAGAGGAGGAGGAGGAAGAAGACAAAGAAGAGGAGGAAAAUGAAGUAGAAUUGCCUUCAAUGUCUAUGAUCCCUAACGGCUACAGCGCCAACCAUCGCGCCUCCACCUUCUCCACCAUCUCCUCCCUGUCCACCGCCUCCAAAGACUCCAUGUUCUCCACUUUGUCCGUAGCCUCGGAGUCCUACUCUCCGUCCCUCUUCUCUGUCUGUGGUGAUAGCGACUACUUUGAAGAUUCUGACGAAUAUAUCUCCUCCUCUCCCGUCGCUGAAAAGAGUUCGCCAAAGUCUUCCAACAAGGCUCGGCUCAGCCAGCACUUGUACCGGAUCUUCAUCAAACCCAGGAGCACUCGGUCGCUAUCCCGGGCCAAAAGCUUAGGGUACACAGAAUCAAAAGACCUUUCAAUGGUGCGAGGGAAACGCUCCAACUCUCUACCACAGCAAGUCAAGUUACUUAGUCCGGAGCCCUUCCUCCAGCCACAAAGUCAGACUCUCAGACACGUCUGCUUCAGAAGGAGGCCCAUUCUAAGCAGCGAUGAAGACAUUAAGAAUACCACACUGAGGGUGGUGGUGUUCGGUGCUGAUCACGUAGCAGGGAAGGUGGCCCGAGCCUACAAUAGCCUGAGGAGGAGAGAGAGUGCAUGUCCACGGCUCAGCCGGGUCUUCAACCUUCAGUUCUACUUUGUCCCUGUGAAGAGGGACUCAGCGGCGGGGUUGGGGAGUCUGAGGUCUCCUUGUCCUGUGGUUCAAACUGGAACGCCAAAAGGAGCAGCCCUGUAUAAUGAUCUUCACCUAACGGGCUCAGGGGACAGCACUAACGACAUUGCCCAUCUCCUGGGCAUGUUGGACCCUUGGUACGAAAGAAACACCCUCAGCCUGCUUAACUUGCCUGCCAACGUCGUCUGCCAGCAAACCUCAAAGACGGAGUCAGAGUCCUAUGAUAGUUCAUACGAGCAGCGUCUGCCCAUCCUGGCUGACUUGGUCCUGUACUACUGCCGCUACGCUGCCCGGCCAACUCUGAUCCAGCUCUAUCAGGCUGAGUUGACGUUGGCAGGUGGAGAGAGGAGGACCGAGGUCUUCGUCCACUCCCUGGAGUUGGGUCACACCGCAGGAACACGAGCCAUAAAGGCCAUGGGUGCUGCCAGUAAACGGUUUGGUAUUGACGGUGACCGAGAAGCAGUGCCUCUAACAUUGGACGUGGUGUACAACAGGGUGGUGAUUAGUGGGAGAAGCCAGUGGAAAAGAGAAACCAAAGUCUGUACGUCCGUAAACUUAACCAAAGCAUGCAAGAACCCUGAGGAACUAGACUCAAAGAUGGAGUGCCUGCAGCUCACGAUGACUGAGGUCCUGAAGAGACAGAACUGUAAAAGCAAGAAGGGCUACAACCAGCAGCUGAGCGUGACGGAGGUGAAGGUGGACAAGGUGCAGGUCAGCGGUGUCGGAAACACAACCUUUGCUGUGUGUCUGGACCAGGAUGAGAAAAAAAUACUGCAGAGUGUCACCAGAUGUGACAUAUCAGUGUGCUAUAAACCCGACAGUUCCGCUGACUGGAGGCUAAGAAAGGCCCCAUCCUCGGCACAGAUCCAGCCUCUCAACCCCAGCUUCUGCUCCCUGCUCUGCCUGCCCAUCGUCACUUUCAGUGGGGCUCUUCCCUGAGGCUGCUCACCACUGGUUUGGAUGGUUUGAAAGGACAUAUUCUGUGCACUUAUGUAUGCUCUGAAUAACAGACACUGAUUGCAGAAGGAAAAAUCACAUGAACGGCAGUGGGAUGCAUCUGUUGGAAACAUGAGGACUUGUGCAGAAGGGGUACUCAGGAAACAGCUGACCUGGCCUGAGAAGCAAAGAAUGACUGGAGAUACAAUAGUUCUAAUGAUGCUCAGUGCAGCUUCCUCUGUAUAAAGCAAUCAUUCACUGUUGUUAAGGAAACUGUUCGAGUUUCAUUCGACAGGUUUCAGUUCCUCGUUUCCUGCUGAUGGAGAAGUGACUUUACCCAGAGUAACAUCAGAAUGUAAUCUGGUCAAACAGGGCGACUCUACAGUGCAGGAUCUCAGGUGAGAUGGCACUCAAAGUGGCGACAACAAUAUGUUGAAAUAAGCCCGGGACCUGCCAGGAGAGGGAAUUACAAACAUGUGGCAUAGUUUGAGAACUUUUCUUUGGAUCAACUGACAUGGACAUGAAUGACCAGAAAUUAUACACCUGUUGACCAGACUGUACUAUGUAACACCUCCGAUUAGGGGUGAUUAUGGGACUAUGUCUGAGAAUGGACACUAUGGACUUACACAAUAUGUAAAUAUCAUGUUUGUAAAUAUUAUAUUCUAUAACUUGAAUGUUACGCCAUAAUGUUUAAUGUCACAUGGGAAUUUACUGAUAACAUUUCUCCUAAGGAGUUACAAUGAAGUCACUGUUUAACUGGAGUUAUCAAUAUGACCAGCAGGGGGCUCUGUUGACAUUCCAACUGACUUCAGGUGAAGAUACUUUAACAGUCCAGCCUGAGGUGAAGUCUCACUUUGUAAAAACUGUAAUGGAAUUUAUGUAUAGACCAUAUUUUAGCUCUUGCAAAGUGCUAACCUUUAUUUCACCAAGGGCACAGAUGGGAAAUAUAAAUUUGAUAUUGUGGUGCUAAAACAUACCUUUAUAAAAAUUAACUGAUUUAUUGCACUUUGCAUACUGUCAAUUAUGACAUUUUAAAACAUAUAUAUGUAAUUGUGUUGUUGCUGUAAAGGGAUAAUACCCUGAUCACCUGACUGAAACUGAAAUUGUAUGUACAUAUAUAUUAUAUGGAAUUGGAGCACUUGAAGAUUAGAUUAAGGAAUUAGGUACUUUUAUGUUCAAAUAAAUGAAAAAUAAAAAUUAUCAAUGCAUAUUUA